Molecule: messenger RNA, 7760 nt
Organism: Meriones unguiculatus (Mongolian gerbil)
Lineage: Eukaryota; Metazoa; Chordata; Mammalia; Rodentia; Muridae
Gene: Tll1
Product: tolloid like 1
Exons: 21
Coding region: 813-3854 (1013 amino acids)
Biological process (GO): proteolysis
Molecular function (GO): zinc ion binding; calcium ion binding; metalloendopeptidase activity
Source: RefSeq, a predicted model, not a curated record
UUUGUAUAAGGCUAUCAAACGGAGUCAGAGAGGAGGCUGUGGCCCGGAUCCUGACCCUGAUUGUAUGAAUAAGUAAGCAGGAUGCCAGUGAUUGGGUUAGAUGCUGCGAAGAUUUUUUUUUUUUUUUCAAGUUAGGAAGAGGGUAAAAAGACAGCCUGGAGCAGGGGGGUGGGGGAGAGGCGCUCCAAAUCCUCACACCCCUUUGCUCUCCCGGCAGUCGGGGGAGCUUCCCUGGCCUCUGUAGGCUUUUAAGAUCUGGCGGCGUAGAAAUGCCUGCCCCCCACCCCCUUCCUCGGUCUCCCCUUUCAGUUCAGAUGUGCUGAUGUGCAGACCGGAUUCAUCUUCCCCGAGCGGCGGCAGCGACGGCGGCGGAGGGCGCAGGAGGCUGCAGCUCGCGCUCGGCCGCGGGGUCCUGACAGCGGCGGGGGCGCGGCGCGGGAGCCGGAGCUCGGGUGGCGGCUGAGCCCGCCGUGCGCCUCUCGCCCCUGCCGGCCGCGAUCCCGGGCGGGAAGUUCCGCCGCUGGAAGGACGACCUGGACCGAGCCGGGUUGGCUGUGGCUGCCCCGGGGCCGAGCUCCUCACCUGCCCUCCGCCCACCCGCGGGCCGCUUGCCAAGUUUCCCAGCACCCGGGGGAGCCAGGCAGCGCUUGCCCUCUGUAGCGUCCCGAAGACACCCGCAAGUCUCAGGACACUUGAACACCCAGGGCUUUCCGAGAAGUCUCCCAGUGAGGAGAAGAGCACUGUCCCUUGAGCCCCGCAUAUCCACGCGGCUCUCCUGGUCUGAUCCCCUCCUUUUUCUCUGGGGGAGGAGGAUGGGUUUGCAAGCUCUCUCCCCGAGGAUGCUCCUGUGGUUGGUGGUCUCGGGUAUUGUUUUCUCCCGGGAGCUGUGGGUCUGCUUUGGCCUCGAUUACGAUUACACAUUUGAUGGGAAUGAAGAGGACAAAACGGAGCCUAUAGAUUACAAGGACCCGUGCAAAGCCGCUGUGUUUUGGGGUGACAUCGCCUUAGAUGAUGAAGACUUAAAUAUCUUUCAAAUAGACCGGACAAUUGACCUGACUCAAAGUCCCUUUGGGAAACUUGGGCAUACCACAGGUGGCUUUGGAGAUCAUGGCAUGCCAAAAAAAAGAGGAGCACUCUACCAACUUAUAGACAGGAUCAGAAGAAUUGGCUCUGGCAUAGAGCAAAAUAACACCACUAAAGGAAAAGCACCUCCAAAAUUAUCAGAGCAAAAUGAGAAAUAUCGAGUUCCCAGAGCUGCUACAUCAAGGACGGAGAGAAUAUGGCCUGGGGGCGUCAUUCCUUAUGUCAUAGGAGGCAACUUUACUGGCAGCCAGAGAGCCAUGUUCAAGCAGGCCAUGAGACACUGGGAAAAGCACACGUGUGUGACUUUCACUGAGAGAAGUGAAGAAGAGAGUUACAUUGUUUUCACCUAUAGGCCUUGUGGAUGCUGCUCUUAUGUUGGUCGGCGGGGGAAUGGCCCUCAGGCCAUUUCUAUUGGGAAGAACUGUGACAAGUUUGGAAUUGUUGUUCACGAACUGGGCCAUGUGAUAGGCUUCUGGCAUGAACACACCCGCCCAGACCGAGACAACCAUGUCACCAUCAUAAGGGAGAACAUCCAGCCAGGUCAAGAGUAUAACUUUCUGAAGAUGGAGCCUGGAGAAGUGAACUCCCUUGGAGAGAGAUACGAUUUUGACAGUAUUAUGCACUACGCCAGGAACACCUUCUCAAGAGGGAUGUUUCUGGACACAAUACUACCUUCCCGUGAUGAUAAUGGCAUCCGUCCUGCAAUUGGCCAACGGACCCGGUUAAGCAAAGGAGACAUUGCACAAGCACGAAAGCUGUAUCGAUGUCCAGCAUGUGGAGAAACCCUACAAGAAUCCAGUGGCAACCUUUCUUCCCCAGGAUUCCCAAAUGGCUACCCUUCUUAUACACACUGCAUCUGGAGAGUGUCUGUGACCCCAGGAGAAAAGAUUGUGUUAAAUUUUACCACGAUGGAUCUAUACAAGAGUAGUUUGUGCUGGUAUGACUACAUUGAAGUAAGAGAUGGCUACUGGAGGAAGUCCCCUCUCCUUGGUAGAUUCUGUGGGGACAAAGUGGCUGGAGUUCUUACAUCUACAGACAGCAGAAUGUGGAUCGAGUUUCGUAGCAGCAGUAACUGGGUAGGAAAAGGGUUUGCAGCUAUCUAUGAAGCAAUUUGUGGAGGUGAGAUACGGAAAAACGAAGGACAGAUCCAGUCUCCCAAUUAUCCAGACGACUACCGACCAAUGAAAGAGUGUGUGUGGAAAAUAAUGGUGUCUGAGGGCUACCAUGUUGGACUGACCUUUCAGGCCUUUGAGAUUGAAAGACACGACAGCUGUGCCUACGACCACCUGGAAAUUCGGGAUGGAACCAGUGAAAACAGUCCUUUGAUAGGACGGUUCUGUGGUUAUGACAAGCCUGAUGACAUAAGAUCUACUUCCAAUACUCUAUGGAUGAAGUUUGUUUCUGAUGGGACUGUGAACAAGGCAGGGUUUGCCGCUAACUUUUUUAAAGAAGAAGAUGAGUGUGCCAAGCCUGAUCGAGGAGGCUGUGAACAGAGGUGUCUUAACACACUGGGCAGCUACCAGUGUGCCUGUGAGCCUGGCUAUGAGCUGGGGCCAGACAGAAGAAGCUGUGAAGCUGCUUGUGGAGGACUCCUUACAAAGCUCAAUGGCACCAUAACCACUCCUGGCUGGCCCAAAGAAUACCCCCCAAACAAAAACUGUGUGUGGCAAGUGAUUGCACCAAGCCAGUACAGAAUCUCUGUGAAGUUUGAGGUUUUUGAAUUGGAAGGAAAUGAAGUUUGCAAAUAUGAUUAUGUGGAGGUUUGGAGUGGCCUUUCGUCUGAGUCUAAGCUGCAUGGCAAAUUCUGUGGAGCUGACGUACCUGAAGUGAUCACAUCCCACUUCAACAACAUGAGGAUCGAAUUCAAGUCGGACAACACGGUAUCCAAAAAAGGCUUCAAGGCACAUUUUUUCUCAGAUAAGGAUGAAUGCUCAAAGGAUAAUGGUGGCUGUCAACACGAGUGUGUCAACACAAUGGGAAGCUACAUGUGUCAGUGCCGGAAUGGAUUUGUGUUGCACGAGAACAAACAUGAUUGCAAAGAAGCCGGGUGUGAACAGAAGAUCCACAGCCCAAGUGGCCUCAUCACCAGUCCCAACUGGCCAGACAAGUAUCCAAGCAGGAAGGCGUGCGCAUGGGCGAUCAGUGCCAUUCCUGGCCACCGCAUCAAAUUAGCCUUCAAUGAGUUUGAAGUUGAGCAACAUCAGGAAUGUGCAUAUGAUCACUUGGAAGUUUUUGAUGGAGAAACAGAGAAGUCACCAAUCCUUGGCCGACUAUGUGGCAGCAAGAUUCCAGAUCCUCUCAUGGCUACUGGGAAUCAAAUGUUUAUUCGGUUUAUUUCUGAUGCCUCUGUUCAGAGGAAAGGCUUUCAAGCCACGCAUUCCACAGAGUGCGGUGGUCGAUUGAAAGCAGAGCCCAAGCCCAGAGACCUGUACUCCCAUGCUCAGUUUGGUGACAAUAACUACCCAGGACAAGUGGACUGUGAGUGGCUGUUAGUGUCAGAACGAGGCUCUCGACUGGAAUUGUCCUUCCAGACUUUCGAAGUAGAAGAAGAAGCUGACUGUGGCUAUGACUAUGUUGAGAUCUUUGAUGGUCUCAAUUCAAAAGCCAUGGGUCUUGGUAGAUUCUGUGGAUCUGGCCCACCAGAAGAAAUCUAUUCAAUUGGAGAUGCAGUUUUAGUUCAUUUUCAUACUGAUGAUACUAUCAACAAAAAAGGAUUUUAUAUAAGAUACAAAAGUAUAAGGUACCCAGAAACUAUGCAUGCUGAGAACUAAUGCUGACCCUCCCUCAGAGCAUAAAGGAACAUGAUGUGGAAAGAAGACAUUUUUAAAAUUGAAAAUAUUAGUACAAAUGUUUUGUAUAAUGAGUUUGAAUAAAAGAGAACUGCAAGAUUAAAGUUAUCUCUGAAAUGAAAGAGAACUAAAACCUGAUUAGCAUUGCAAGGAUGUUUGAAAGUCAUGCUUGAAGAUCAAUAAACACGGUGGAAGGCUACCACAUGCUUCAAGGAAGAGUAACAGCUUGAGAUAGAUGCCUCACUCUUCGGACAGUUCAUUCCAGGGGCUGUGCUUCUCUGGAGUGAUUUCUUGACUACUUUUUCAAGAUCUGGGGACAUAAAAUGACCAGACAGAUCAUAAUGUGGAAACAUACUUCUUGGGUUUUUUCAUGUUGGCUUAGUCUUUGUAGGUCAGACACAGCGUGAACCAACUCCAUGUAAGGUGAUGUGGAAUAGUGGUCUUUGGAAAGUGAUUCAUCAUAUAAACAUAGAUGUGUGCUUGUGUGUGUGUGUGUGUGUGUGUGUGUGUGUGUGUUUGUGUGUGUGUUUGGAAACUGGAAUAUUUCAUCUUUAUUAUUCUAAUGCAGGCCAGCUUAACCUCCUCACACAAAUAAUUUUGUGACCACUUCAUUGUAUCUAUACCUUGGAAAAUAUCUAUACUGUCUGCAAUGAAGUUAAUCCCAAUCAUGUUUAAUUACUGGAUAAUACCCAGUUCAUUAGUAAACUCAUUUCUCUCUGUGAAAGUGCUGAAUAGUCACACUAAAUUCAAGAAAUCCAUCACGUCUUUAUGAAUCUUUAAGAUAAUCCCAACAUGUGUGCAGCCUUCUUCCAAAUGACUGCUGGAUAGUUCUCUCUCCAGUUACUACUACUGCUGCUAUGGUCUUGUUUUAUUGUUAAUGUGUUGAUGUGUUACUGUUAUGGUUAUUGUUAUUGAUGUGUUACUAUAUUUAAAACUGAUGAGAUGAAGUGGAAGUAGAGUUUGGGAGACAUGAAAUCUCUCUUUUUGUUCUCUUCUUGAAUUCAGUUCAAAAAAUACAAUAUUGGGUGGCAAAUGAUUUGUUUCUGAAAUAUUUCCUAUGGUGCUAUUCCAUAAACAUUAAAUCAGUAACAAUGACAAGUUUCUGAGCUUUGAGCCAAAUGCCUGUAGACUAUGAAUGCUUCCCUAUAUGUGGCUGGCUAAUAAGACUAAAGACUUGUUAAAUAUUUCAAGAGUGUAUCAUGGCAAGGGCAAAGUUUGCCCUGUGGAGCAAAUACUUCCAAUGCCUUAGAAUUCUGCACACACUCAAACCAAUCUGAAAGACAUGCCUCUUGCAAUUUGACCAUCUUAGUAACACGUGUAAAUCAAGAACUCCAAGAGGAAAAUCCACUUCCAUAACAAAGACAUUGGAUGCAUACAGAAACAUAUACAUGUGUACAUCCCAAUAUGCUUCUGUGUAGAAAUGUAAUUUUAGAACAAACCUUUGCUUUAUAGCCGUGUCCAUUUCUAAUAUUAAGGUAUUUAUAUGUGAGACUCCAAAUGAGAGUGUCUGCUAAAAGGUGAAGAGCUACGGGUGGUUGACAGGUUUAGUUCUUUGUGCCAGGUCGUCCUAGAACUGUGUUUGAAGUAGUGCCCCACUGAAGCUUCAUGGACAUAAAAUGGAGAAUUCUAAUUAUCAUCAGUCCCAUAAAAAAAAAGGUUCUUUCCCUUAGAAAAACUACUUUGAAUUUUUUAUGUUGUUGUGAGUUAUUGUGCAAAGGAGCUUUUUUCUCUUAAUUGUCCAUGAAUACUCAUUGUCUGAAAAAUAUGGGGUAUAUGUCUUUAUUUUUACAAAAUUAAACUCUACAUCUAGAUAACAAUUUCUUCCUUUUCUCUUUUUUCCUUUGAUCAUUCUUCUUAUACUUAUGACUUGUAAAGUGUAAAUACAGUUUUUGAACCAAUGUUUGGAUCUCAUUGAAUGUUGCAUUGAAAAUAUGUAUGUGUUAGCUGUAAUGUAGAUGCACCAGUGAGUGAAAAUGAUUUGUUCCAGGAACUUCUUUCAUUUUUUAUCACUCAUCUCCACAUAACCAAGAUACAACUCUCUCCCCCGCUCUGUGGGGAAAGAAAAAAAAAAAGGCAUCCACCCUGAAAGUGUUCUGCACUGCUCCAGGCUGUGCGUAGUCAGGAGCUAGCUCCUAAACUCCAUGCAUCCCACUCUUCAGUAAGUUCUGUGUUAAACCAUGUAGUGAAGAAAAUGAGACCUAGAGAUACUAUAUCACUUCUCAGGGUAACAGAGAAAGUUAAGUGUAGAAACUCAGUCUGUGUGCUAUCAAAAAGUGUGCUUACUCUACAAUAUGCAGUAUAUUUCACCACUGUGCACUUGAGCAGGAGAAUUUUUAAGUGAUCAUAAGGUUCUACACAGAUAAAUUGCAGGUAUGAGCCACAGACGGUUAUUAGUUUGUAGAUAAGAUUUUCCUUUCAAAAGCAGCAUGAAGAUUACAAUGUCAACUACACAUAAUGAGCCACAGACAGUUAUUAGUUUGUAGAUAAGAUUUUCCUUUCAAAAGCAGCAUGAAGAUUACAAUGUCAACUACACAUAAAAGUCCUUACGCAUCAAAAUAGUACUGAAAACAAAAACGACCCUAACCCUACAUGAACUUUUUAUGAAAAUUAAUGUAUUAAAUUAUGUUAAGUAUCAUGGUGGGGAGGCACCGCUAUUUUCAGAACUAGCUCAGACACUCCAGUUGAUGUUCGCCUAGGCCAUGAGCACUAACCUUGAGACAACGAGGAAAUUACAGAGACUAUGUAAAUGUGUGUUGUCAUAACUUUAGAUCAUCGUUGUACAUAUUAUUUUUAUUGUGUUUUAUUUCAGAAAUUAGACAAUACAACAUAUUUUCAAAGUAAUUCAACAUUUGCCUUAAAUGUGUUGUUAAAUGAAAACAGAGACACCAUCAUUGUUUUUUCAUAAGCAUUAUUUCCCUAGGCAUUUUAUUAAAUUAAUUUUGUAAAUUAUUUUAUACCUCUAUAAUAUGUCAGUUGUACUCUGUAUUUGCCAAGUUUCUGAAUACCUUGUAAUUCUUGCUGUACACAUAACAAAACUACCUUUUCUGUAUUAUUUCACAAUAAGUAUAUUAGAAAGAGAAAUCUAAUUUACUAAGGAGACCAUGAGUUCAAGUAAUUGCACAAGACAAGAUUUUGGAAGAAAUAGGUGAGGGCUGAGAGGAUCACUCAGCAGGAAGCAUUGCUCGACACCAAACCUGAAGAUGUACAUUGGCUUCAACAAGGAAGGAGGGGAUUCAUGACUCCUGAAGGUUGUCCUCUAACCACAUGUAUAGACUUCUGCAUGGGUGCACAUAUGUGAGGAGGUUAAGUUGGCCUGCAUUUGAAAAUAAUGAAGACUAAAUAUUCCAGUUCCCCAAAACACACACACUCACAAAUAUUUAUACAACUUAUAAAGCAAUAUAUAGAUGAGAACCAGGAAUUCUGUAUCCAUACCUCUACUGACUGACUUUGUGCUUUCAUGGACUAAUGUUAAUGUAGCCUGCUGUCCCAUUCAAACUUUGUUCAUGUUUGUUCCUCGAAUAUCCUAUUCUGUUUUAUUUGUGAGAUAUUUUAUAGUAAACUUCAAAUUUCAAUAUUUUUGCUAUGUAGAAUUCUCUAUGGUAUCUAAUAAUUUUAUUUUUUCAUGAAGUUAAAAUUUACUUUUAAAAGCCAUACAAAUUUUAUUUUUUAUUUAUUAAACUACAUCUAUACUUUGUAUUAAAAUAAGUUUGUACUAAGAAGAAUUAUGAAAAUAAUUAGAAGCUUAAUGAUGGUGACUUGAAUUUUUGAAAAUGUUUGAUUAAGAUAGCAUGGGUGGGGGAAAGGUAGGAAAAUGUAUUCCUCUCUAAAUAUUUAUGAACUAAAUGGUGGGGAAUUCUUCUAUUUUACCAGAGCAAAUAUAUAACAUAA